Molecule: messenger RNA, 969 nt
Organism: Manis pentadactyla (Chinese pangolin)
Lineage: Eukaryota; Metazoa; Chordata; Mammalia; Pholidota; Manidae
Product: olfactory receptor 10S1
Exons: 1
Coding region: 1-969 (322 amino acids)
Biological process (GO): G protein-coupled receptor signaling pathway
Cellular component (GO): membrane
Molecular function (GO): olfactory receptor activity; G protein-coupled receptor activity
Source: RefSeq, a predicted model, not a curated record
AUGGCCAUGGAGACGGAAGACUCCAACCAGACAGUGGUGAGCCACUUCUUCCUGGAGGGUCUGAUGUACACAGCUGAACACCCUGGGCUCUUCUUCCUCCUCUUCCUCUUCAUCUACAGCAUCACGGUGACUGGGAAUCUCCUCGUUCUUGUAACUGUGGGCUCUGACCCUCACCUCUGCUCCCCUAUGUACCACUUCCUGGGGCACCUCUCCUUCCUGGAUGCAUGCUUGUCCUCAGUGACAGUGCCCAAGGUCAUGGCCGGCCUCCUGGCUCUGGAAGGGAAGGUGAUCUCCUUUGAGGGCUGUGCUGUGCAGCUUUACUGCUUCCACUUCUUAGCCAGCACCGAGUGCUUCCUGUACACAGUCAUGGCCUAUGACCGCUACCUAGCUAUCUGCCAACCCCUCCACUAUCCAGUGGCCAUGAACAGACGGAUGUGUGCGGGGCUGGCCGGGAUCACGUGGGCCAUAGGGGCCCUGCACUCUGCCGUCCACACCUCCCUCACCUUUCAUCUGCUCUACUGUGGGCCCCACCACAUUGCCUACUUCUUCUGUGACAUCCCCCCCGUGCUGAAGCUGGCCUGUGCAGAUACCACCACUAAUGAGCUUGUCAUGCUUGCCAACGUUGGCAUUGUGGCUGCAGGUUGUCUGAUCCUCAUCCUCGUCUCCUACGUCUUAAUCGCGAGGGCGGUGCUGCGGAUCCGCACCGCUGAGGGCCGGCAGCGCGCCUUCUCCACGUGCACCUCCCACCUCGCGGUGGUGCUUCUGUACUACAUGCCACCUGUCUGUAUCUACCUGCAGCCUCGCUCCAGUGGGACAGGGGCUGGGGGCCCUGCUGUCUUCUACGCGAUAGUCACUCCCGUGCUCAACCCUUUCAUUUACACUCUGCGGAACAAAGAGGUGAAGCGGGCUCUGCGGAGGCUUCUGGGCCCGAGCCCCCGAAAGCCUCCAGCAGGCAGCCCACUCCCCUAA